Brugia pahangi is the source of this 591-nucleotide messenger RNA. NCBI's taxonomy places the organism in Eukaryota, Metazoa, Nematoda, Chromadorea, Rhabditida, Onchocercidae. The record is from the annotation of a GenBank genome assembly.
AUGACUGGAAUUGUUAUUUCGAAGAUAUAUUACUGUAAUCAUUGGGCUGUUCGACGGACCUUUUCACAUUAUGAAUUUGUACGCCAAUGUAGUUUCAUCGAUGAAUCUACCGAUGUUAAAAAUAAGGAAGAACACGCAAUUAACCUUCUGCAAAAUCUAUGGGAUUUGCAACAUGGUGUGAAAUAUUUGGAGGACGAAAUAGUUGAACGUCAUUGUAUGGAAGCUGUUCAAUUGUUAGUAUUACUUUGGAUUGUGCACUGUUUCGAGAAAACAGAGGCAGGACAAUGGCUACAGCAUUGUCCAAUCUUUUAUGCUGAACUUUUCGGCAACAGCAAUCCACGACAGAUUAUUCAAAACUUGUACAAAACAGACCUAAACAAUAUUCAAAUGAUACUUCUUACUGAUACGCUGAGGAUACGAGUGGAACUACUAGAUUGUAGCUGCGGUGAUCUGGAUGCCGAACAAUCUAAACUACCACAGUGUUUGGUGCCACAACAUACGGAGAGAGAAAUCACUUCCAGGCCUAUUCUUACCUUUCUGAAAUUCAACCGUCAUAAUUUUUUAUAUCCAUUGUAUAAAAAUUUAAAAUAA